Molecule: messenger RNA, 5079 nt
Organism: Rhinocladiella mackenziei CBS 650.93
Lineage: Eukaryota; Fungi; Ascomycota; Eurotiomycetes; Chaetothyriales; Herpotrichiellaceae
Exons: 3
Coding region: 1-5079 (1692 amino acids)
Biological process (GO): replication fork reversal
Cellular component (GO): cytoplasm
Molecular function (GO): single-stranded DNA helicase activity; 5'-flap endonuclease activity
Source: RefSeq, a predicted model, not a curated record
AUGCCAUCCGCCCCGCUCUGCAUCUCCUCUCAAUCGAGAAAGAGGUUCAAGUCGUCUGAAUUCGACGAAAAACUGCUUGUGGGAGGAACAGACAAAGAGAAUCAAGUUCGGCAGACAGAACAAGCAAACGACGAAGAUGAGAACGCACAUGUGGGACAGAAUGCCUUUUCCGAACGCAAUAUCCCUCACACACCUGCCGUUCGAAUACCCUUCGAAGAUCUUAUUGCAAACACCGAAGACGCUUUCAACUGCGCACCGCCAUUCACCACUCCCAAAGACCAUGUUCUCUGGCAAACCAAUCCAGCUAGCUCAGGCGCCUCUAUAGCGGCUACCGGGACACAAAGAAGCAGGAAACGUGCUCACAGUUCUUCACCGGCAUCGUCACAACUGGGGAAGUCUGAUCAAUUUUCAGCGUACACGGGUGCCUUGAACUUGGAUACUUUGAACAAGUCUCUACGCACACCAAACAAUGACCCUACUCAAGACCUGUGGAAUCGCUACACCGCUGCCAAUGUACUGAAAACAGAUCAAAUUGAGCCCACUUUGCCUGCCUACCUUCAUCUCCUUCCUUCAUCUCCUCAAACGCCCAGUACGACAAGCAAGGACAGCGCGCAUCGGAGAACUCACAGUUGUGGGGUUGAAUGGCCGACGUCAAGAGCCAAGCGUCGAAGAAUAGAGAUGAAUCGGGUGCACAGCCGCACGAAAGAGGUGUUUGCUGCCUCACGGAAAGAUAUCCUUCGUCGAGACUUGUCCAACAAUACCCGCGUGGGUCUUCUUCUGGAGAAGAUCCAAGAAAGUCUGUCCAAAAAGGUUGGUGCUGAUGAAAGUCCGUCAAGCUCCUCGCCGCUUCCGGAUCGACACUCUCAGGCAUUGAUUUCGCCGACACGGCUUCAAAGAGGCGGAAAUGAAAAGAAUGGUUCGAAGGCAAUGGUCCUCCCGGAUCAACAACAGACCGUGCCGCAGAAGGUUGGGACCCAACAUGAUGUCUCUUCGGAGUUCAGUGACGAUGGUCUUGACAUUGAGGCAUUUGAAAGUCUCGAGCAAGCCCUGGCGCAAAUGUCGGCGCAAAAUCAGCUGGCGGCUGCUCCGGUGAACCACCAGGAAACUUUACAGCCCGCAAGAUCUGGUUCUCCGGCCCCCAGCAGUGCUCCUUCCCGUGGUCAAGGCAACCAGUCCAGAAAGCAGACUCAGAGUGUUGUCACGGACAAGCCAGCACCACAAGACUUCGAUGAUGAAUUUGAUGAUGACGACGAUGAAGAAUUGAUGAACGAAAUGAUUGACCUUGCUGCACAAUAUGACUUGCAACCCAAAGUUUCAGGACAAAACCCACCUGCUGUUAUGAACGUGACUUCCCAAACCACUAUUCAUUCUAAGCGUUUGGAAACACUCGAUGAGUUUGAGGAUGCUUUCGAAGACGAUGACGAGUUGUGGGAAGUCAUUGCCAAUACCAUUUCCGCAGAAGUACAGGCGGAGAAAAGGUCGACAAAUGACACCACAAUUGACAACAGAGCCAUCAAACGAUACCUUAUUCUCGAUGUCCUUGAAUGUCAGUACGAGUACAAACCAGGACGUAAACGACCCGAGAAAAUGCUUUCUGUCAAAGAUGAGCGAAGCGGCAUGCUCUACAUCAUACUACUACGAGAUUCUUGGUAUGAUACCAGAUGCACCAAGGGAUCAUAUGUGCAUAUCAUUGGCAAAUUCGACCAUGCUGGUCAAUGCAUUGUGAAUGAUGCCGAGAACAUGAUCAUUCUUCACCCUGAUCACCUUAUCUCCUCAACCGUGGUCGGAGAUUCCUUCACUUGCGUGCGCCGUGCUGUCCUUCAAGAUAGGGUGAAAGCCACCAGUGCAGCUACACAGCCUCAAGUGUACGGUCAUAUCUUGCACGAAGUUUUUGGCCAAGCUUUACGAAUCAACCAAUGGGGCAUCGAAUCCUUCAGAGAGAUCAUGGACAAGACCCUUCCAGCUUAUACCGAAUCCCUUUAUGAGAUCGGAGUCAGACCAGAAGAUGCAGCUGAAUAUCUCUUGGGCAAAGCACCCGAAUUGAAGGCGUGGGCAUCUAUCUUCAUGGGUGAUACCCUGUCUUCAGAUGCUGUCAUCCGCGAUCGUAAUGGUCUUCUCGUUCCCACAACCAUCAACAAACUUCUGGAACUCGAAGAGCAUGUCUGGUCACCAAUGUAUGGCCUCAAAGGCAAUAUUGACGCGACAGUUCAAGCCCAAAUGAAACUACCGAAUGAACCCGCAAGCAAAACUUUGCUUGUGCCUUUUGAGUUGAAAACAGGUAAGAAGGAUAAUAUGGAGCAGCAUCGUGUGCAAACUGCUCUAUACACCCUUCUCCUGUCUGACAGAUACGACAUCAAUGUGACAUGCGGCGUUCUCUAUUACCUGGAAACCUCCAAAACUUACCGCGUCGAGGGGAUCCGCACCGAGCUCCGACAUAUGAUUAUUGCGCGAAACGAGUUGGCUUGCUACGUCCACGACAAAUUGGCAUUGCCACCCAUGGUUCAAAAGGAACAUCUUUGCAAAAGCUGCUAUUCGAAAGCUGCAUGCUUCACAUACCACAAAUUGUCCGAAAAUGGGACCGCAGAAACAAGUGGUUUGGGUGAGAAAUUCGACGAGUUGGUUGACCACCUCAAACCAAUUCACCAAGUUUUCUUCAAAAAAUGGGAUGAUCUACUCACUCAGGAAGAACGUGAUACCAUGAAAUUCCGUCGUGAAUUGUGGACCAUGUUGAGUUCGGAGCGUGAAGCUGUCGGUCGUUGCUUCUCAGAAGUGGUCAUUCAACCUGGAUCUGCUUUUGAAAAUCCCGAGAGCAUCAAAAUCAACAGAUUCGAAUACACUUUUGUCAAGCACAAACCCCGCCCAGGCUUCUCUUUCGCCGAGUCUCAAAUCACGAUCGGGGAGCCAAUUGUGAUUUCAGAUGAGAAAGGACAUUUCAAUUUCGCCGCUGGCUUCGUUACCAAUGUUCGACCUACCAGAAUUGUCGUGGCGGUCGAUCGGAGAUUACCACAUGCACGGAGAAAGUUGGAAGGAUUUCAUUCUGCCAACAACCAAAUUUUCUCGGGUAUUGUGGAUGAUGGCUCAUCUGAGAGUCCUGAAAAUGAAUCACCCAUUCUCUAUCGAAUUGACAAAGAUGAAUUUGCCAAUGGGAUGGCAACAGCGCGAAAUAAUAUCAUUCGGAUGAUGGAAAAAAACCUCUGGCAAGCACGAGAACUUCGACAGUUGAUUGUUGAGAACAAAUCACCCGAAUUCAAGGUCACGUCGACGGCCUAUACCCUCUCUGGUCCAGCUUCUCAGCAACAUUUGAACAUCGACCAGCGGAGAGCCAUUGAGAAAGUGAUGAGUGCCAGGGAUUAUGCUCUCGUUCUUGGAAUGCCUGGCACUGGCAAAACCACCACCAUCGCUCACAUCAUUCGCGCUCUCGUGUCGCAAGGCAAGUCUGUUUUGUUGGCGUCAUAUACACAUACCGCGGUGGACAAUAUUCUGCUCAAGAUCAAAGAUGACAACAUUCCAACCUUGCGGAUUGGUGCCAUCAACAAAGUCCAUCCCGAAAUCCAGUCGUUCGCAGACAUCUCAGGAAUUCCCAAACGUACAGUCGAAGAACUACAUCAGUCGUGGCAUGGGAGUAAAGUGGUCGCAACUACCUGCCUUGGAGUCAAUCAUGGCAUUUUUAAUGCUCGAACAUUCGACUACUGUAUCGUCGACGAGGCUUCGCAGAUCACACUGCCUAUAUGCCUUGGUCCGAUUCGAAUGGCGAAGACUUUUAUUCUCGUAGGUGACCACUAUCAACUACCGCCGUUGGUUCAAAACAAGGAAGCACUCGAGGGUGGACUAGAUGUCAGCCUGUUCAAACUCUUAUCUGACACACAACCGGAUUCCGUGGUGAAUCUUGAACACCAAUACCGAAUGGCGGAAGACAUCAUGCUUCUCGUGAAAGAGCUCGUCUACUCUGGUCGCAUCAAGUGUGGUAACGAAACUGUCGCCAAACGAAUGCUUCAAAUCCCAGAUCUUGAAGCUGGCCUUUCCGCGCAUCAUUUCACAUCAUCUUCUCUACCAAAGUCGAGCAGUCAUCCAUCUACGAUCUGUGUUUCUGAUGACUCAUGCUGGCUUCAACGCGCACUUUCACCUUCCUCUCGCUGCCUCCUCCUCAACACGGACACCAUGACUCCUAGCGGUUCAGGGCGCGAAACAGCCACUGGUGCACGCAUCACCAACGCUAUUGAAUCAAACCUCACUGCGCAGCUCGUCACGACCCUCAUCCACUCAGGCGUCCCGACCCGUUCCAUCGGCGUUAUCACAUUCUACCGUUCUCAGCUCGCCUUGCUCAAAUCCGACGUCAAGGGGACAGCAGGAUCUGUCGCGGCAUCGGACGUCGAAAUGCACACGGCCGAUAAGUACCAAGGGCGAGACAAGGAGGUGGUGAUUCUCUCCUGCGUCAGGAGUAAUGAGAAUAACCACGUCGGAGACCUAUUGAAGGACUGGCGACGGGUCAAUGUCGCUCUCACGAGGGCACGGAGCAAGUUGUUGAUCCUCGGCAGUAAGAGUACUUUGAAGGGCAGCGGCGUGCCCAUUCUCCAGGGCUUGGUGAGGAUUAUGGAUCAGAAAGGCUGGGUGCUCGACCUUCCUGGUGGUAUUGCUGAGGCGCAUUCGUUCGAGAACGUCAGUCAAGUUGCCGGCGCCACGCAGAGGAGUUGCACUACGCCAGGCCCACAUCGGUCACAGCGGGAUGGUCAGGAUAUCGUGAGCCCAGAAAGUUCUCUGCGACCAGGGUGGACAUUCUCAACGCCGUCGAAAUCGGGUUCGAAGAGAAAAUACUCUCUUCAGGGCAGGACCGCGAAUACUCUUAAGGCCGGCAGUCCGAAUAAGAAAGGACCAUUCAGAAAACCUGACCGAAUCAUCAGAGGCAAUGCCUUGGCUGGCGGCCUGCAGAGUUUUCUGGACAAGAAGCCUGUGCUAAGGGAUGUGGUUAAUGAUCUUCGAAAUCGUGCGGAUGGUUUUGAUGUUGGGAAGGAGAAUGCCAAUCCGAAUAAUAAUGGUGGUUUGGAUAUGGAGGUGGAUAUGGAUGCGGAUUUCGGAAUAUAG